GUGGCUCUACUGGUCCAACCUCUUUGCUAUGUUGACAUUUCAAAGUUGGCUGCCAGGAUUUAACCCCGAGCUGUUAAAGCGUGUGAGGAUUUAAAAUAAAUCAUGUAUUUCCCGUGUAUAUGGAGGCACGAAUUUUACUAAUCAGCCCUUCGUAGCAUGACGUCAACACAGGAGUGUUUUGCUAACACCUGAAGUUAGAGCGCGUGCUAAUGUCAACGUAUGAGCUAGCAGUAAAUGCGCGGCUGUUCCUGGGAUGCCACCCGUGAUUACACUUUAUUGACAGCUUUUCUGCCAGGGACAGUCUUGGAAAUACACCACUCUCUACGUGAGCUGGCCGUGGACCCUUCAGGAUGAGGAUUUUAAGGUUUCUGAGGAGUAGCGUGUCCAUUGCAAAGGACGUCGACUACUACUCUAAAUUUUCUCCCUCCCCUCUGUCAAUGAAGCAGUUUCUGGAUUUUGGUUCAGAAAAUGCAUGUGAGAAAACCUCCUUUACCUUCCUCAGACAGGAGUUGCCUGUGAGGUUGGCCAACAUCAUGAAAGAGAUCAACUUGUUGCCAGACAACUUACUGAGGACUCCUUCAGUCCGUUUGGUCCAGAGCUGGUACGUGCAGAGUCUUCAGGAGAUCCUUGAGUUUAAAGACAAAAAUGCAGAUGAUGAAAAAGUCACAUAUGAUUUCACUGAUGCAGUAAUAAAGAUCAGAAACCGUCACAAUGACGUCAUUCCCACCAUGGCUCAGGGAGUUGUGGAGUAUAAGGAGACUUACGGUACAGAUCCAGUCGUCAGUCAGAAUGUUCAGUAUUUCUUAGAUCGUUUCUACAUGAGCAGGAUUUCCAUCCGGAUGUUACUGAACCAGCACACUCUCCUCUUUGGUGGAAAGGUGAAGGUGAACCCGGCCCAUCCUAAACAGAUCGGUAGUAUUGAUCCAAACUGUCGUGUCAGUGAUGUCAUCAGAGAUGCAUAUGAAAAUGCAAGAAACCUCUGUGACCGCUACUACAUGAACUCUCCUGAGCUGGUACUAGAAGAAUUCAAUGCAGUCAAAGAGAAGGAGAAACCUAUCACAGUGGUUUAUGUGCCGUCCCAUUUAUACCACAUGGUGUUUGAACUGUUCAAGAAUGCCAUGCGGGCCACCAUGGAGUUAUAUGGCGACGCCAUGGAGUAUCCUCCAAUCCACGCACAGGUCGCUCUGGGAACUGAGGAUUUGACAGUCAAGGUGUGCGAUCGCGGAGGAGGCGUGCCGCUGCGUAAGAUCGACAGGUUGUUUACAUACACGUACUCCACAGCUCCUCGACCCAGCCUGGACGGCCGUGCCGCUCCUCUGGCUGGCUACGGCUACGGUCUGCCCAUCUCUCGUCUCUACGCUCGUUACUUCCAAGGUGACUUGAAGCUCUACUCUCUGGAAGGUUAUGGGACUGAUGCUGUCAUCUACAUCCGGGCACUCUCCACAGAGUCCAUUGAGAGGCUUCCUGUGUACAACAAGUCUGCCUGGAAACACUACAAGACGAUCCAUGAGGCAGACGACUGGUGCGUCCCCAGCAAAGAGCCUAAGGACAUGACCACGUUUCGCAGUUUCUAGAAAACAGCUGCAGAAAUGUUGUUAAAGACUGGUGGUUUGUGUGUGUGUAGUCUCUUCAGAUGUUUUUACAGUAAAUAGAAAGUUUAAAAAACGGACUAGACAGAACAAAGACUUAGUGCCAUACAUUUCAUACAGAAAUAUAGGUUUGCAUCUAAGUUACCCUCAAUCAAAAACAUUUUCCCUGCUAACCCACACCAGCGCCACUGACAGUAAAGACUGAAAUUUACCAAAAUAAGACCCAACAUAUCAGCCAUCAUCAAGGCUGGUAGUGUUAUUAACAUUUGAGAGGAUAAAAACGUAUUUGAACGCAUUUUUGCAAUCUUUGGUGGCACGAGUCCAUCUAUUGUCCGUCCAUCCAGGCCAUUCUUGUCAACAUAUCAACUCAAGAACGCAUGGAUGAACUGAAAACAUUUUAUAGCUCCAAGGUUUAAAGCCAUUUAAGCCCUCGUCCUUGUCUUAAGGGCCACAUAUUAUGCAAGGCUUUUGUAGCAAAAAUAUGUUCCCCCCCGAUUCCGCUACA
Cheilinus undulatus (humphead wrasse) is the source of this 2094-nucleotide messenger RNA. It is a transcript of the gene pdk1, whose product is annotated as pyruvate dehydrogenase kinase, isozyme 1. Gene Ontology annotation, biological process: protein phosphorylation; regulation of glucose metabolic process. The transcript has 11 exons. Gene Ontology annotation, molecular function: pyruvate dehydrogenase (acetyl-transferring) kinase activity. Gene Ontology annotation, cellular component: mitochondrion. NCBI's taxonomy places the organism in Eukaryota, Metazoa, Chordata, Actinopteri, Labriformes, Labridae. Bases 351 to 1574 code for a protein of 407 amino acids. The record is from RefSeq and is a predicted model, not a curated record.